This is a messenger RNA of Solanum pennellii, 1062 nucleotides long. RefSeq lists its product as uncharacterized. Bases 171 to 740 code for a protein of 189 amino acids. Lineage: Eukaryota; Viridiplantae; Streptophyta; Magnoliopsida; Solanales; Solanaceae. The transcript has 3 exons. The record is from RefSeq and is a predicted model, not a curated record.
UACUAUAGAAUAAUUAUCUUUCUUUGUUUUCUCUACUUUUUUGCCUUUUUCACUUUUGACUUAUUGGCUUCUUUAGCUUUUUGCUUUUUCAAUAAUUUCACUUGUCCUAUGCUAUUUCAAAGAUUAUGAUCAAUUUUUGAAGAACAAUAAUCAAGUAGUAAUAUCAAUUGAUGCCGGACGACAAGAAGAUGUUAUGUUUACGAUUUGAUGAUAACAAUUUGGAAUUGAGUUAUUUACUAGGCCUUUCUAUAUUGCCACCAACUAUUGUUCUGGUUUAUUGUAUGCUCAAAUUUCUUCUUCAAUUGCUAAUUCACCAUCCUCAGAACAUGUCUCAUCCCAAAAAAAGAGAGACAAAAAUCGUUACGAACGAAAAAUCAGAUGCUGAAGAUCAGUUGGAUGAAGCAAAAGGCCAACAAGCUGUUGUGUACAGAUUUAGGCAGAGGCACAAAAAGAUACAAAGAGAAGCAACAAGCUGUUCUAAAUUGAUUGCAAAGGAAGAGGAAAGUUGUGUGUCAAAAACGCCUCCUCGUGUUCAUGAUGGUGAUCUGUUGCAUUUCAGCCACAGACAUCCUCUGCUAAGAUUUCAUCUUAAAGGAACAGAAGUUAUAAGAUGCAAUAUGUGUGCUAUUACAAUAUCCGGGGUAGCUUAUGGUUGUGAUUGUUGUCUUUACUUUCUCCAUGAGGCUAACUGCAUAUGUAGAUGUUUGUGGUUCCACGGGUAUCUGUACAGCUGCAUUUAAACAAAUUUUGUUAUGGGUUUUUUGGAGUUUCCCAUCGUCUCCUUCUAGUUCUGGCUGUUUACCGUCCGCCGAACGACGUAGCUCCGCAUGUUUAUAGUCAUGCUGCUGACUAUUAGCUUUUUCUUUCAGAUCUUGUACAUCUGCUUCUAUCUUUUCUAUUUUUUGGCAUAGAUUUGUCAUCAUAGCCAAUAGGUCUUUCAUCAUAUCUUUCUCUUGAGAGAUAGUCUGCAACAAGAUUUUUAUCAGUUUUGAAACCAUUAAAAUACAACUUUGAUGAUCUACAAGAAUUUAAAAUACAUAUAAAUGAAUUAUUAGAAAAGAA